UUUCAUUCACAAAUGGAAUUUUAGAUAAAUUUGAGGGUAUCCCUGCAAAUACUUCCCCCUAAUUUGUUGCUUUUGUCUCCGGUCAUCUCCCCACUCUGCUUCUUCUUCUUUUUUCCUUUCUUUCUUCACCGGCCGGAAAAUAUCAUCUUUUUUCCGGCGAGGGCAGAACUCAUAGUCUGUACAUAUUUAUCCCCGGAAAUGUCUGUAAUUCCAUCGAAGUCCCUAUCACUGUCCCUCAAACCCUACCGGAACAACCCCAGACCUAAGAUUCCCCUCAACGCCCUGAAAAAGAGACCUUUUUGCUGCUCCCAAGCACCGGAAUUCUCUCGAAACUUCAGAGGCGGCGCGUUGGUGGCGGUUGCAUGUUCUACUUCCUCGCCGCUGUUUGGGAAAGUCGGGUGGCACAGAAGAGAAGGGAAUUUGUCUUUGCUGUUGUUCGGAGAAAGCCGCCGUAGAACAACUGUAGCGGUGGAGGUCGAAAAGAAGGCCGAUGUUUCCCAAGUGUUGUCGGCAUUGCUUCCCUUUGUUGUCGCGCUCACUUCCAUUGCCGCCCUUUCUCAGCCCGCCACUUUUUCUUGGGUGUCAAAGGAAUUGUAUGCUCCUGCACUUGGAGGAAUCAUGUUGUCUAUUGGAAUCCGGCUUUCCAUUGAUGAUUUUGCUCUAGCCUUUAAAAGACCUGUGGCAUUGUCGAUUGGAUUCAUUGCACAAUAUAUUGUAAAGCCAGUGCUCGGUGUGCUGGUGGCACGGGCGUUCGGGAUGCCUAAAAUGUUCUACGCUGGUUUCGUUCUCACGUCUUGUGUUGCGGGAGCUCAGUUAUCGAGCUAUGCGAGUUUCUUGAGCAAAAGCGAUGUGGCCUUCAGUAUACUGUUGACGAGCUCAACUACCAUUGCGUCGGUUCUCGUCACUCCACUGCUAACGGGCCUUCUCGUUGGCUCUGUUGUUCCCAUCGAUGCGGUUGCCAUGUCAAAGUCUAUAUUGCAGGUUGUUCUUGUGCCCGUUACUCUGGGCUUAGUCCUGAACACCUAUGCUAAACCGGUUGUCUCGGUUAUUCAACCCGUGAUGCCAGUCGUGGCAAUGGCGUGCACAUCGAUGUGCAUUGGCAGCCCUCUCGCCAUAAACCGGGCUCAAAUUCUUUCCACUGAAGGCGCGAAAUUGCUCGGUCCCAUUUUGGCUUUCCAUGCCGCGGCAUUCACCUUAGGUUAUUGGAUUCCCAAAUUUCCAAUUUUUAGGUUCAAUGAAGGGAGCUGCAGGACAAUCGCGUUAUGCACAGGGAUGCAGAGCUCGACUUUGGCGGGGCUGCUUGCUACUCAGUUCCUCGGGAGCACUCAAGCCGUUCCCUCAGCAUGCUCAGUCAUCGCGAUGGCUAUUAUGGGCCUCUGUCUAGCCGCUUUCUGGGGAAGUGGAUAUCGUAUCCGAGACUUGGCCUCUCUGGUAAAUCGACACAAGCCCGGCCCCUUCGUCUUUCUGAAGAGAUCAAUAACUAGUAAGCAGCAUAACUUGUAGAGGAGAAUAGCUUAGAAGAUGAACAUGUUGGACAGCAAUGACUAGUUGGUGGCUGUUCUGUGCAUAUUUCUCUUAGCCUGAGGUGUAAUUUUGUUGUAUAAAUCAUGUAUGGCUGUAUGAGUUUAGGAAUGUGAUGUAUAUUAGAUUUACCAGAUAUGGCUUUGAAUGCAACUUCUUCUUUUUGCUGA
Ipomoea nil (Japanese morning glory) is the source of this 1691-nucleotide messenger RNA. Its product is annotated as probable sodium/metabolite cotransporter BASS3, chloroplastic. NCBI's taxonomy places the organism in Eukaryota, Viridiplantae, Streptophyta, Magnoliopsida, Solanales, Convolvulaceae. The coding region runs from base 199 to 1503 and encodes 434 amino acids. Gene Ontology annotation, cellular component: membrane. The transcript has 4 exons. The record is from RefSeq and is a predicted model, not a curated record.